AUGGCCGAAGAAAUCUUGGGAGAUAUUCAUGAGGAGGUGCAUGCCACUGUUCUUUCUCAUAGUUUAGGCGAUGCUGAAUUGGAUGGGCGGCAUGAAGGAAAAAACAGUUCUACAACCGAACAAGGUGUAGAAGGCUUAGAAGCAUCUAUUUUAGAAUCAUCAUCAAAUUUAUCUGGCUCUUCCCCAAAUCAUAUAAUGAUAGCACCCUCAUCGGGUGUGAAUUUUAGCAAAUUGCUGUCGUUUGUUGGUUCUUGUUCUAUAAAUUUGUUAGUACCGUUCUUAAAUGGGCUAAUGCUUGGUUUUGGGGAAUUACUUGCUCAUGAAAUAAGUUGGAAGUUCACGUGGUUUAAUAGGGAGCGCAAUAGCGGAUAUAGAAUUUAUCCAGAGACGAGGAAGUUGUUUGAGAUGAACGAAGAGCUCAAGACAGAUCAGCAGCAACAGCAGCAAGAUGGACUUGACAUCGAUCACCCUAACUCAGAUGGAUUUUUAUAG
This is a messenger RNA of Eremothecium sinecaudum, 492 nucleotides long. It is a transcript of the gene MIM1, whose product is annotated as Mim1p. The transcript has a single exon. Bases 1 to 492 code for a protein of 163 amino acids. Lineage: Eukaryota; Fungi; Ascomycota; Saccharomycetes; Saccharomycetales; Saccharomycetaceae. Gene Ontology annotation, cellular component: mitochondrial outer membrane. Gene Ontology annotation, biological process: protein insertion into mitochondrial outer membrane; mitochondrial outer membrane translocase complex assembly. The record is from RefSeq and is a predicted model, not a curated record.